This is a messenger RNA of Lineus longissimus, 7081 nucleotides long. Its product is annotated as disintegrin and metalloproteinase domain-containing protein 10-like. Gene Ontology annotation, biological process: membrane protein ectodomain proteolysis; Notch signaling pathway. The coding region runs from base 215 to 3535 and encodes 1106 amino acids. Gene Ontology annotation, cellular component: plasma membrane. NCBI's taxonomy places the organism in Eukaryota, Metazoa, Nemertea, Pilidiophora, Heteronemertea, Lineidae. Gene Ontology annotation, molecular function: metalloendopeptidase activity. The transcript has 13 exons. The record is from RefSeq and is a predicted model, not a curated record.
UUGAGAGAUGCCCUAGUCAGUUUUGUUAUCAAGAUAUUCUAUGGGCUCACAGCUAAUUAAAAUCGGAAUUAUGCAUUUAGGAUAACACAAGGAUCAAAACACGCAUCAGGAUGGAUAAAGAUAUCCUAAGAUAUCACGAACUUCGGAUAAAAUGAUGCUUCUUUUGGACAAUGAAAGUCAAGAUUUUCUGAUAUUUUGAUGAGAGAUUGUCAAAAUGGUGGAUUUACACUCGGAUCAAACUCUCUUUUGCUGCGUUUUGGCUCUGUUGUUGGUUUUACAGGAUGUAUUGGUCGACGCUGGUACACCCCUAACAGAGUACAUCCGGCACUUUGAGCCAGUCUAUUACGACCACACCCACCUUGAGAAGCAACACCACAUCGUGAAGCGCUCAGCAGAUAAAGAGAUGAAACUAGACAUCAAUGCUCUUGGAAGGAAUUUUAAAAUCCGUUUACGACGAGAUCCUGGGGUAUAUACAACUGAUCUCGUCGUGGAGACAAGUGAUGGACCGAUGUAUUACGAUAUGCAUAGGGCUUAUAUAGGAUACCUCCAAGAUGACCCUGACAGUUUCAUCCAUGGUACCUUGACCUCUGAAGGUCACUUUGAGGGCAAGGUCAUCACCCCUGAUGACCAGUACGUCAUUGAGCGUUCCAUGCGCUACUUCAAUACGCCGAAGGACUUCCACUCCAUAAUAUUCAAACACUCGGAUGUCACAUUCAAUCAAAGUGCCAUCAAAUGCCAAUCAGAUCAACUACAUCAAAAAGUUUACAAUUCGCAAAAAGGAGACUUUUGGACUCGGAGCAAUAAGACAGAGCGUGAACAACACCGUGGCAGAUAUGAAGCCGGUGAGAAUGGAGACAGAAAUCAUAAACAGGUUGCUACAAAUAAUACACCGAGUGCAGAAGUUUACAAAACUCGAGAACGAAACUCAUUCAAGAUUUCAGAUUAUGAUAUAUUCAGAAAUCUGACCAAGUUGACUCAUCUCAGGGAAAAUAUUUCAUUGGAUGUAAAUGGUCAUGUGACCAAUUCGCGGCAGCAUAAAAAUACACAAAGUAUACGUCAUCUUUUUAGGCUAAGUUUACAAAAAUCUUCGGACGGUCAUCAGCGUUUUGAGCGGAGUGCAGAUCGUUAUUUGCAUCGGAGUAAACGUCACGAGAUUGACCCGACGAAAACGACGUGUUUGUUAUACAUGCAGGCCGAUCACUUGUUUUAUAAGAAACAAGGAUAUAAUGUGGAGGCCGUCAUUGAGCAGCUUACACAACAUGUGCAGGGAGUUAACGCCAUCUAUAGAAUCAUAGAUUUUGAUCAAGACGAAGUGGAGGAUAACAUCAACUUCAUCAUCAAGCGUAUUAAAGUACACACGAACCCUUACAUCCCAGGAUAUAAAUACAAUGGACGAUACGGUGUUGAGAAGUACCUGGAGUUAUUUUCUGAGGAUAAUUAUAACGACUUUUGCCUGGCCUAUAUGUUCACAUAUCGUGAUUUUGAUGGUGGGACAUUGGGGUUGGCGUGGACGGGUGAUCUACAGAAUGCAGGAGGAGUUUGUGAACAGAAUGGGUUCUUCCGAGGCAGUAUGAAAAGUCUCAACUCAGGGAUCGUUACCACGCUCAACUACGGCAAAGAUGUGCCGUCGACCGUCUCGCACGUCACCCUAGCUCACGAGAUUGGCCACAACAUGGGCUCGCAACAUGACCCGGAGACAAAGGACUGCGCCCCUGGUGGAGAGAUAGGCAACUAUAUCAUGUUUGCAAGAGCCACGUCGGGGGAUAAGCCCAAUAACAAUAAGUUUUCGCAGUGUAGCAAGGACAGUAUGAGUAUGGUCAUCGCUGCUAAAGCAAGGAGCAGUGCAGGCUGCUUCAUAAUCUACACCGGCGCCAUCUGUGGUAAUGAGAUCGUUGAGCCUGGCGAGCAGUGUGACUGUGGUUGGGAGGGUGAUUGCCGUGAGAACUGUUGCUACCCACAGAAGUCUAACCCACAUCCUGCUGAGCCACCAUGUACCCUUAAACCUGGUGCUGUAUGCAGCCCAAGUGAAGGUCCGUGUUGUACAGGCAAAUGCCGCCUGGUGGGCAGAUCUCACUACCGAGUGUGCCGCGAGGAAACCACCUGCACCAAGCCAUCAUAUUGUGAUGGCUUUGCUGCCCCAUGUCCAGAAGCAGCUCACAAACCGAAUCGGACGCAGUGUGAUGAUGACUCAGUCUGUUACCAAGGGGAGUGUACAGGCUCCAUCUGCCUUGUUUAUGGCCUUGAAUCAUGCCAGUGUGCACCAAAGAAAGUUGGUGACUGGAAGGACCAAGUCUUAUGUCAUCUGUGUUGUCGUGAGCCUGGAGAGGGCAAGCCAUGCAAAACAUCAAAACAAUGGAACCGCGCACCGUACAAUGUUCCAGACAUUAUGGCCAAGCCGGGAAUGCCUUGCAACAACUACAUGGGCUACUGCGAUGUCUAUUCCAAAUGCAGGGAGGUUGACCCGUCAGGACCACUGAGUAUUCUGCGCCGCUAUCUCUUCUCAGAGAAAGGGCGUGAGAAUAUGAAGGAAUGGGUGAUGAGGCAUUGGUAUGUUGUUGGUGGCAUAGGAUUAGCUCUACUCAUCUUCUUAGCGUUAUUUGUCAAGCUGUGCAGUAAGCGGCUACCACGGAGAAAGCGGGCAGAGAAGUGGGUGAAUCCUCAUGGGGAAGAAGUGACUGAAGGGCAGGCUGUAUAUCCAGGACUAUCAAAAUCAGGAUCUUCACCAAAACCACUCACAGCUGCAUAUGGGUAUCCUGGGCCCCAGAAGUAUGGUGCUGUUUCUGUCAUGGGGGCAAGGUUUCCACCACAAGGGUUGUCACCAUAUGGGCCGGACGUCAUACCGGAGCAGGCGGUAGUGACCCAUUUGGUGGCAACACCUGGUAGGACACCAUUUAUGACAUCAUCGCCUUAUGUGGAGCAUACAAAACACUUCGUGACGACACGUAAUCCAGGUUGUCAGACCUUGCAGCACGUACACAGUUCAUGCUGUACUUCAAGUGCCAACUCUACACCUCAAAUCAUUCAUAAUCAAAACUUUGUUGUGCAUACUAACCCGUUGUCAGGGGCAUCUGCAGCUGAAUACAUGACAUCAGCCGAAACAGGGAUUCCUCAACAGUGUGUGAUGACAUCAUCAGAGUAUGUGGUGGCAUCUACACAAGGAGUGAUGAUGUCACCAGAUUGUUGUAUGACAUCAUCAGACUGUGCUAGAACAUCACAAUGUGCUAAUCUUUCUACACGUGAGCCUACAAUGGCGUUGCCGCAAAAUUUGGUGACAUCACCUCAGUGUGCUAUGACAUCAUCACAGUGCCCUAUGACAUCAUCACAAUGCGCUAUGACACCGUCACAGUGUGCUAUGACAUCAUCAAACUGUGUGCAGAAUCCAUACUACGUUCAAUCAUCACCAAGCGUCGUGCGGAUCCCGCAACAAAUCGUGCACCAAACACCGCCGUCAUCCAACUCAUCUCCGGCAGGCAGGAACAGGAGGCGUCACAAUCAACCAAAGAUAAAAGGUCAAGGCAAGAAAGGCUGGGUAUAGGGUCAAGGUCAAGCUUACACAAUCGUCAUUCGCAUUUUCAAUGAAGCCUUUCUGGAUUUGAAAUGAUUGUGAAUAUCUUUGAUGCCAAUUAACCUCGUCACAAGGUUAUUUUUUCCUGAGCUGAAGUUAUGUUGACAUUCAAGGUCACACCGGUUCUGGUUCCGGUCACACUGAGGUUAUAAAUAGAAGUAAGCAACUCCGUUGCUAGGAAGUUUUAGAUAUUUUGUAAAAUGUUUGUUGUGUAAGAUUUUAUCAUAAUAAUGUGGUCUAACCUUGUCGCCAGGUUUUUUAAUCAUACUGGGGAUGAGGUUCAGCAGGUGCUCCUCGAGCUGAGAGAAAUUGACCCGCAAUUUGAGAUUAUGAGAGAGAUGAAUCCUCAUCCCAGGGACUUGAAUCGUACUGGGGUGAGGUUUCUUUUACACCAAUGUUUUAUCGCUGUUAAUCGGUUGCUAUUUUAUCAUGUUUUCUACACUAAAAGAGAUAAUCGCCCCUGAUUCAGGUAACCUAGGUAACAAUAUAAUCAACUGUGGUAACCUCUGGCGAUUAGUUGUAUUUUUGUUCACCUGUAAAUCAGCUGUUAUGAACAAUUCCCAUUUUUUGUAGUCCUUGACAUAAAGGUUGUUGUCGUUUUGCAAGGAGCUGAAAAUGGGUCGUAGUGUAAGUGGAAAUGGAUAUUGGGCAUCUAUUUUUGUUGCACACUAGAAAUAGUCUACAUAGCUCUGUCGGUCGACCUCGUUUCUUGACGUGGAGGCCGGAGCUUGUUUCUGACGUGGAGGCCGGAGCUUGUUUCUGACGUGGAGGCCGGAGCUUGUUUCUGACGUGGAGGCCGGAGCUUGUUUCUGACGUGGAGGCCGGAGCUUGUUUCUGACGUGGAGGCCGGAGCUUGUUUCUGACGUGGAGGCCGGAGCUUGUUUCUGACGUGGAGGCCGGAGCUUGUUUCUGACGUGGAGGCCGGAGCUUGUUUCUGACGUGGAGGCCGGAGCUUGUUUCUGACGUGGAGGCCGGAGCUUGUUUCUGACGUGGAGGCCGGAGCUUGUUUCUGACGUGGAGGCCGGAGCUUGUUUCUGACGUGGAGGCCGGAGCUUGUUUCUGACGUGGAGGCCGGAGCUUGUUUCUGACGUGGAGGCCGGAGCUUGUUUCUGACGUGGAGGCCGGAGCUUGUUUCUGACGUGGAGGCCGGAGCUUGUUUCUGACGUGGAGGCCGGAGCUUGUUUCUGACGUGGAGGCCGGAGCUUGUUUCUGACGUGGAGGCUGGAGCUGCUACUUGUGGGGUCCACGAUGUUGUCUUAUCAUUGCUCAAAUGUGACUGGAGUGCAUAAUACGUUGUAACCAUGGUAACAUCCCAUUCUAUGGAGAUUACUGGAAAACGCUUCAUUUUCAUACCUCAUCAUUUUUGUGAUUUGAAAAAGAUCUAAAAAAAAUAAAUUAUCACAUUUUUUAUUUUGGCGAAUUACAAAAUUUCUCUUUGUUUUUCAAAUAAAAUUUGAGAUUAGACUAUGCCUGAAAUUCACAAAAAUGAACGCUUGCGAAUUGAACAUACAGUUUAUGAUAAUUUCUUUGUGUUUUGAUGACAUAGAGUCGAUGCAGGUGAUGUCAUUGAGGAAAAGGACGCCAUUUUGAAGGUCAAGUUUGUGUGGCUCUGUCAAGCAUGACGUUGUCUCUCAUUGUCGUUGACGACAGCAGGACUAACGGAUGGACGUCCACCUCAUCUCAUUCCCCGACCUCUUUGUCUAUACUCUCAUAUGAGGCCUACUUACAGUUACCAUGGAAACUUCUUCCUACUUCCAUGGAAACACAUCUAUUGUUUACAUCGCAACACAUCCAUUGUUUCCAUGGCAACACAUCCAUUGUUUCCAUGGCAACCUAUCCUUUGUUUCCAUGACAACCUAUCCAUUGUUUCCAUGGCACAUCCAAACAGUUUAGACUCGUGAUAAUGUCAGUAUUAUGUACACACAUUAACCAAGGAUGUGCAGAAUGUGCCGCCUAGAGACUUUGUUGCAAUGAUUGCUUGUCUUUUUCUGCUUUUCUACCCAUUUCAUGUUAAGCGAGUAACAUCAACAUUCAUGCACCCUCAAGCAAUUUCUCAUUACAGGGGCAUGUUUUGUCUGCAGCAAGUAGAGAUUACUAAUGUUAUAGGUCGGCUGUCAUUGGUUUCAAAAGCUGAUUAAAUCUGACCCCCUGUGGGAUGUCCGUGUCUCUUUAAAAUGUAAGAAGAUUGAGCCUAUUUCACUUUUAGAGCCAUGAAAUAUCAACUGUCACCCCUACAUUUCAACAGUGAGAUCAACCAUCAGACAUUUUACUUUUUUAGGGUUGGUCCAUUGUCAUUGUAUGGGGUGGGUCAGGUUGAUUUACUGGGGAAGUGUAAGCAGAAUGUGGUGCAACACCGUUCUUGAAAUUUUUUUAAUGUAAUGUUAAUUUAUGUGAUUAUUUAGACAAAUGCUGCCACCUUUUGGCAGCAGUGGUUAGUCAAUCAUUGGCCAAUCUGAUUGGUGAUGUUUUGGUAAUUUAGAACUUAAGAACUUGUAUUCAGUUUUUAUGUUGGUUUCCAAUGCUUCAAAUAUGGUCAGAGAUGUUCGCAGCAGACAGGUAAUUUUUGUCACUGGGCCUGUGAUAAUGAUCGCAUAGGACAUCUCCAAUGCUUGCGACAGAGACACUGCCGUUGCCCAAUACUGUAAUCCUAGUCACCCAACAACAACAAUCAUCCCUAAACACUUGUAGCCCAGUUGUUUAGAAUAACCAGGUAGUCCGUGUCAAUCUCUCUCUCCGUAUUGAAAGUGGCAAGAACCAACAUGUUUUGUUUUAUGUCCGUACUGCCACCUAUAUUGUAAUUUAUAACUAGAACUUUUGGUUAUUGUUUUUAUUAUAAUCAUGCCACCAUAUACAUGUACUUAUCUGUAAACGUCCUAGGACAGUCAGAAGCUUGUGUAACUUAAUCUGGCUAUAGUCUCUGCACUUUGAAUAAAGGUAUUGAGUCGAGAGCUGACAUCAACUCGGACAUUCAUACCUCUGUAUUGAGUCGAGAGCUGACAUCAACUUGGACAUUCAUACCUCUGUAUUGAGUCGGGAGCUGACAUCAACUCUGACAUUCAUACCUCUGUAUUGGGUGAUUGUAAUGUCAAGUAGGAGGAAACUGGAGAGCCGGAGGGAACCUAAGCUGUUGAAGAGAGUUGCCCUCUCCGUCACAUGAGUAUGCCGGGACGAGGAGAGAAUCGAACCUGGACCUCAAAGGUGAUAGGCCCAGAUGUUCCCAUUGUCACACUUCAACAACUUAUGGAAUAAAAAUGUACACAUUGUACAUUUGAGUGUCUGCAGCAUGUUGGCCUGCACAGAUGUCUGUUCCUGUAGUUUAGAUUAAGUUUCUAAAGAUUUGGUCAACAGCAGUUUGCAGGAGUGCAUUGUUGUACAUUGAAGAAUCAAAGAGAGACGACUGUUUUGUAGGACAUCAGUUCUUUUUUAACAGAGAUAGGUGGCAUGAGUGAUGUAAAUUUGUAAGAAAUCAUGUUUUCGACGGUCAGAUGUAAUAAACAAAAUGUAUAAACGUUUUGA